Messenger RNA from Prosopis cineraria, 1878 nucleotides. RefSeq names its product small GTPase LIP1. The transcript is spliced from 7 exons. Bases 638 to 1663 code for a protein of 341 amino acids. The record is from RefSeq and is a predicted model, not a curated record. Gene Ontology annotation, cellular component: endomembrane system. Gene Ontology annotation, molecular function: GTPase activity. Lineage: Eukaryota; Viridiplantae; Streptophyta; Magnoliopsida; Fabales; Fabaceae. Gene Ontology annotation, biological process: intracellular protein transport.
CUUCAGUGACUGGUUGGCAAAGUCCACCAAAAAAAGCCCAAAAAAAAAGUCGAACAACAUCCUCGAUCAUUCACGGGAAGACGCUGUAAGACCGAACAUGGCAUCUUAUUUUGCAUACUGUUUAACUGGUCUUGUUUUGCCUGAUUGAAGAAACGGGAUUUUUGACGAUCUUAGGCAACCUAUUUGCAAUAUCCCAUUUUCUUGGUGGAUCGUUUGUUACUUAACUUCAUCUAUGACUUCGAGCAACAUCAACUUCUGGAGCUUGAUUUUCAGUGUCACUGUCAACUUCAUUUCUGAGAUACCCGCUUUAUAGAUUUUUUUUGUCAGAUCAGUUGGUAAAGUCGUUAGAUUUCUGAGUGAUGUGGUAGAUUAUAGCGUUUUCUUCAUAGAUGAAUGAUAACCUGCUAUCAGAUACCUACUAUCAGAUUUCUGCUCGGAUCUUGGCGCAUUUCUCACAUGAUACGGGGUUUAUUGGAAACGCUUUGGUUUCCAUGUUGAGAAAUUGUUCGUUUUCGUGGAGUUUGAAGCUGGAACUUGGUCGGCGAUUUUGUAUGGUCGGCUCGUAGAGAAAACAUUUGACUUUUGGUUUUAUUGUCUUAUUUGGAGUUGAUUCCGUGAAGAGGGUCUUGGGGAAAGCAUGUUCCGAAGGGACCGUAGUAGAGAGAGUAAAGAGCAGAACGGUGGGCCGCCAUAUGGGCAGGUUAGAGUGCUCGUUGUUGGAGACUCAGGUGUAGGGAAGACUUCUCUGGCUCACCUUAUUGUCAAGGGUUCUCCCAUCAUUCGCCCUUCACAGACAAUUGGUUGUACUGUUGGUGUAAUGCACACAGCAUAUCGGAAUUCUGGUAGCUCUUCAAAUACCCUCAAAGGUGAUUCUCAGAGGGAUUUUUUUGUUGAACUUUGGGAUGUGUCAGGCCAUGAACGGUACAAAGAUUGUCGGUCUUUGUUUUAUUCACAGAUUAAUGGUGUAAUUUUUGUUCAUGAUCUCUCACAAAGGAGAACAAAGACUAGUUUGCUGAAGUGGGCAGCUGAGAUUGCUGCAAGUGGAACAUUUUCAGCUCCUUUAGGAUCUGGUGGACCUUGUGGCCUUCCUGUGCCGUAUAUUGUUGUUGGUAACAAAGCUGAUAUUGCUGCAAAAGAGGGCACAAGAGGAAGCAGUGGGAACCUUGUUGAUGUUGCACGCCAGUGGGUUGAGAAGCAGGGUUUGCUUCCAUCCAGUGAGGAGCUUCCUCUGACUGAGAGUUUUCCUGGUGGUGGAAGCCUUAUUGCUGCUGCAAAAGAAGCAAGGUAUGACACGGAAGCUGUGAUGACAUUUUUCCGAAUGUUGAUCAGGAGAAGGUAUUUUUCAGAUGAAGUGGCUACACCAAAUACGUGGUCUGUUUCUACAUGGUCUUCUUCUCCAGUUCAGAGACUUCCCCAACGUCUAGAUGACGAUUCAACCGACGAUGAUUAUCAAUCCUAUAAUAAAAGUAUAAACAGAGAUCCUUACAAGUAUAACACACUUCCUCCCCUUCCAGCUCAACGAAAUCUGACCCCUCCUCCCACGCUUUAUCCUCAACAACCAGUCUCGUCUUCUGUAAACCAUAGUUACCCAAGAUUUUCUCUGCCUGGUUCCUCAGAAAUCAAUGCUGCCACCAGAACAAGGCGCUCGGAUAUUAAUGUCUGAGAAUCUCUGUAUAAUGGAAAUCAUACAUUUGCUAAUAGUAUACACAUGCAGUAUUCUUGAAGGAAUGAAGUUGCUUGUCUUAUAUGAAUUAUAUUCAUGUGAUUGUAAGUGGGUCCUGUCGAUUCUUUCAUUGUUUUUAGAGGCAUUCUUCAUCAGUGUUGUUUGGUGAUCUGAGUUCCCAGUUUGGUGUAGUCUAUCAUGAAAUGUUCGAUUCU